Messenger RNA from Drosophila mauritiana, 5853 nucleotides. It is a transcript of the gene f, whose product is annotated as espin. Gene Ontology annotation, molecular function: actin filament binding. Bases 16 to 5799 code for a protein of 1927 amino acids. Gene Ontology annotation, cellular component: cytoplasm. Lineage: Eukaryota; Metazoa; Arthropoda; Insecta; Diptera; Drosophilidae. Gene Ontology annotation, biological process: actin filament bundle assembly. The transcript has 13 exons. The record is from RefSeq and is a predicted model, not a curated record.
CAUAAAACGAAUCCAAUGGCCAGUUGUGCUCCGGUGAUCGUGUGGAACGGUGCUCAGUUUACGGCCAGCAGCAGGGAGCUGGAGCAGCUUCGUCGGGAUUACGGUCUGGAUGCUCGGAUGUUGGAGGCGACACUUGUGCCGCGAUACAAACGCCACAAGCCGCAGGCAGCGGCACGGAAUGAUCACGUUCGUGUGACCAAGGAGCAGCAAUCGGAUUGGAUCCUCAAGCAGGAUCGCAGCACCAACGUUAGCCAGGUGAACUUCCAUCCCUGGGCGGGUGCCCACUUCGACUUGGUGCCCUGGCGUCGCACGCGAUCCGCUUUGGAUUUGACAGCAGUGGAGGAUUACAAUCACGGCCUGGUCGAUCCCAAAUCGCUGAAGGGUCUGGAGAAAUUGGAGCUGAGACAGCAGCGCAGGAGGUUACAGCGCGCCAGGUCCACGCAUCAGGGUCUCCGGCGAUUGGUGCGCGUCCGCCUGAUCUUCUCCAUCGAGCUGCGGCACAAGCGGAUGGAGGUGCUCCGGAAAAGUGCGCUGCCCGUGCGGGUUUUCGAGCAGCGCUUUGCCCUCUCCGAAAACGAGAGCGCCGCCUACGAGCGCAUCUUGCUGAAUGCCAAUGCGGAAGUGGACCAACACGUGGGCUAUUUCAGCAAGCGGCAAGUGGUUACAUCUAAGCGGGAAUCCAACGAGGAGUUGGUGGUGGAUUUUGCAAGCGAAACGGAGGCGGAUGAGAAGGCCGAUGAGCAGUCGGAAAAGGAGGAGGCCCAAUAUGCCACAAUAGCUCCAGCGGAAAAGGGAGGCAGUGCAGCAGUGCCCGGCAAGGAAUCCGGCCAGGUGCCAUGCGUCAAGUGCCGCGAUAUUGCCAUCAAAUUGAGAACCAUAAACGAUUAUGCGCUCAACUCGAAUCUGCACCUAAGCCACAACACCAAACUAAACAAUCUGCACAGCAACAAGCUCCUCCACAGCAACCAAAGCCACAGCAGCAGCAUCAAUCCGAGCACAAGGAUGCACUCCCACCAGCUGGAUUCCUACCUGGGUGGAGUGGGCGGUAUGAUGAAUCUGGGCGGCAUGGGUCAAGUUGGCCAGAUGCACCAUCCGGGGAGCGUUUCCGGCAGCGAAAGACCCAACGGAGGAGCUCUGGCCCUUCACUAUGCCGCCGCACGUGGUUGCCUUGAUUGUGUCCAACUGCUGGUCGCCGCAUCCGUGGAUAUUUGCUACUUCUCCACGAUCAACGUUAAGAAGGGCCUCCUGGGCCGCAUGACCACAAGUCUGACCUCCUACCGUCGCAGCAAGCAGAAGUCCAAGUCCAACAAUGACAUCCACACCAUCAUCGCCACCGAGGUGGUGACGGCGGCCAUUCUCAGCAGCAGUGUCCACAGCAGCAGCACAGGAUCGGAACUCGAGGACGGAGGACAGGGCAACACCGGCCUUAUCGAGGAGGCAGCUGCCCAGGAUCACAGCAGCGAGGAGCAGGAUUACCAGCAUCAGCACGCCAAGGAUCCACCAGCCCAAACGGAGAUGAACCAUCACCCGCACUCGCACCACCAGCGCAAGUCCGCCGUGGAGGUGGUGCGCCAGCAGAUGGACGACGACGGGGAUCAGGACUCCAACGAUGACGACGAGACCAUGCCCAUGAUGAGCGGCGUCGGGCGCAAGGAGCAAAACAACCGACGCAGCGUCGUUAGCGCCAAUACGCAAAUGGACAACGAUGUCACGCCCGUUUACCUGGCGGCGCAGGAGGGCCACUUGGAGGUGCUCAAGUUUCUGGUGCUCGAGGCCGGCGGCUCUUUGUACGUCCGUGCACGCGACGGAAUGGCACCGAUCCAUGCCGCUUCACAAAUGGGCUGCUUGGAUUGCCUCAAAUGGAUGGUCCAGGAUCAAGGUGUGGAUCCCAAUUUGAGGGAUGGCGAUGGAGCCACGCCCCUGCACUUUGCAGCCUCCCGUGGACAUCUAUCCGUAGUCCGUUGGCUGCUCAAUCACGGAGCCAAAUUGUCCCUGGAUAAAUAUGGCAAGUCGCCCAUUAACGAUGCGGCAGAAAAUCAGCAGGUUGAGUGCCUGAACGUCUUGGUUCAGCACGGCACUUCGGUGGAUUACAAUGGCAAAAGUAGCUCACAGCGGCACAAGUCGCAGCAGCAACUGCACCAGCAGCACCAGCAACAGCAGCAGCAACAGCAGCAGCAGCACCUGAGCAGCAGCUGCAACUCGAACUCGAAUUCCUCGAAGCAGACGAGUCGCAGCAAUACGAUCAAGUCCAAGUCCUCCUCGACUUUGAGCUCCGACGUGGAGCCAUUUUACUUGCAUCCACCGGCCUUAGCAGGCGGAUCAGGAGGAUCGGGAAUGGGCUUGGCCAUGGGAAUGGGCAUGGGCAUGGGCAUGAGUAUGGGCCUGGGAAUCUCGAGGAAGAACAGCGAUGCCUUGUACUCGCAACAAUCGAGGAGUUCCUCCGAGAAGUUGUACAACGGUUCGUCCUCCUUGAGCGGCAAUCCGGGUGGCAACAGUUCUUCGGGAGGCGGAGGCGUCGGAGGAGGAAGUGGAGGCGGUGGAGCCCUGCUGCCCAACGAUGGUUUGUAUGUGAACCCCAUGCGGAAUGGCGGCAUGUACAACACCCCAUCGCCGAAUGGCAGCAUCUCUGGGGAGUCGUUCUUCCUGCACGAUCCGCAGGACAUCAUCUACAAUCGGGUGCGGGAUCUGUUCGUGGACUCCGAUUGCAGCAGCAGUGUGAAGCAGCAUGGCAAGAGUCACGCCCACCAACUGCUGCAGUCGAAAGCGGGCAACGCUAUGACCAUCCAGGCGGACGUCCAUUCCAGCUCCAGCGGAGCGGGCAGCGGCUCUGACGAGUCCGUCUCCAUCUCGUCCAGCUUCAACUCGCCGAAGCAGCAGCAGCAGCUGCGCAGCCAGAGUUUCAAUCGCCACGGCAGCAGCAGCAACAUCAGCGCCAGCGGCAACAUCAAGAACAAUAACUACAAGCCGCAUAAGGGCAAGCCCAGCAAUCAGAAUGGCGGUGGGGAUCACGACUACGAGGACAUCUACCUGGUGCGCGAGGAGUCGCGCAAGCAGCACCAGCAGCAACAGCAACACCAGUUGCAGCAGCAACAGCAGCUGCAGCACCAGGCCACCCAGCAGCAGCAGCAGCAGCAGCAACAGCAACAGCAGCAGCAGCUGCAACACAAAUACAACGUAGGACGAUCCCGGUCGCGGGACAGUGGCUCCCAUUCGCGAUCGGCCAGCGCCAGUUCCACCAGGAGCACGGACAUUGUGCUGCAGUACAGCAAUCACCAUUUGAACAACAAGCGCAACAUGAACAACAACAGCAACAUGAACAACAGCAGCAGCAACAUUGCACUGAGCAGCAGCAACAACAACAACAACAAUAGUCUGCUGAACCGCAAUAAAUCACAUUCGAUUAUUGGACUGCACAGCAGCAAAUACGAGUCCUCGCUGAAGGAUAACUACAGCGCAAAGAACGUCAAUCUGAAGAACCAGCUCCUCAACGGCGGCAUCAAGAGCGAUACCUACGAAAGUGUCUGUCCGCCGGAGGAUGUGGCCGAGCGGACCAAGCAGACGCACAAGAACUCCAUGAUCCGCAACAAUCUGGCGGAUGCCUCCAGCAACAACAACACCAGCGGCAGCAUCAACAACAUCAGCAAUAUGAGCAACAUGAACGGCGGCAAUCAGAGCAGCAGGAAUCUCAAGCGGGUCUCCUCGGCGCCACCAAUGCAAAAUCUGGCCGUGGUGAAUGGACCACCUCCACCACCACUACCUCCACCAUUGAGGACACCAGUUCAGCAGCAACGCAAUAACUUGAGCGUCGAUCAACCGAACAGCAUGACCGGCAACAAUGGCAUCUACAAGAAGAAUGUCUUCGGACCGAAUCAGGGUCCAACCAAUGCCAAUGGAACAGGCGGUGCAGCUCCUCCGCCAGUACCGGCACCCAAUCCCGUGGCCACUGAAGCAGUGGACUCGGAUUCAGGACUUGAAGUGGUCGAGGAGCCGAGCUUGAGGCCAUCGGAACUGGUGCGCGGCAAUCACAAUCGUACCAUGUCCACAAUAUCGGCGAACAAGAAAGCCAAGCUGCUCAAUGCCGGCAGCACAAAUGGUAGCUCCAUUGCCGCCAGCUCGGAGGACUCUCAGUCCCGAUUCGGAGGAUCUGUACAUGCUGCCAAUGGUUCUGCGGCCAAUGCCCACUUCUAUGGCUACUCGGAGGGCAACAAAAACCAGGGGAGCAAUGGACACAGCAACGGAGGUGGCGGCAAUUAUCCCAGCCAUCCCAAUCAGCCACACUACGCGACUGGUCAGCCGCAUCAGUACACGCCCAGCCUGUACGGAGGAGGCUCCUCCGCCGAGGAUCACUACGAACUUACACAGCAGCAGCAGCAGAUCUACGGAGAAACCCACUUGGCCGGCGGACAGAGGACGGGCGGACCCAAUCUGGUCAACAAGCAGCUGGUGUUGCCUUUUGUGCCGCCCAGUUUUCCCAAUAAAUCACAAGACGGCGUCACGCAUCUCAUCAAGCCGUCCGAGUAUCUCAAGAGCAUCAGCAUCGACAAGCGUUCGUGUCCAUCCUCCACCCGCUCCACGGAUACGGAGGACUACAUGCAGAUACAGAUCGCCCAGCAGCAGCAGGUGCACCACUCGCAGCUCCACUCGCAGCAUCCGCAGUCGCAUCCGCACCAGCACCACCCCCAUCCGCAUCCACAUCCGCACCAUCCCCACCAGCUGCAUGGAAUGGGCGAGCAGCCGCCGUUGCCGCCACCACCGCCGCCUCUGCCCCACGGAAUGUUACCCCCGCAGCCACUUAUGGGUCCACCGAUGGGUGUAGCAGGUGGCCAGGAUGCAACCAUGUCUGGCAAAUCACACAAGCCCAAGAAGCCGCACGGAUCGGCACCCAAUAGCCAGGACACGGCCACCAGGAAGCAGCACCAGCCACUCUCGGCCAUCUCUAUCCAGGAUCUGAACAGCGUGCAGCUGCGCCGCACGGACACACAGAAGGUACCGAAGCCCUAUCAGAUGCCAGCUCGCAGCCUGAGCAUGCAGUGUCUGACCUCCAGCACGGAAACCUAUCUGAAGUCCGACCUAAUUGCCGAGCUAAAGAUCUCCAAGGACAUACCGGGCAUCAAGAAGAUGAAAGUGGAGCAGCAGAUGGCCAGCCGGAUGGACUCGGAGCACUACAUGGAGAUCACCAAGCAGUUCUCGGGCAACAACUAUGUGGACCAGAUACCGGAACGGGACCAGGCCGGCAACGCCAUACCCGAUUGGAAGCGUCAGAUGAUGGCCAAGAAGGCGGCCGAGCGGGCCAAGAAGGACUUCGAGGAGCGCAUGGCCCAAGAGGCAGAGUCACGCCGCCUCUCCCAGAUUCCCCAGUGGAAGCGGGAUCUACUGGCGCGACGCGAGGAGACGGAGAACAAGCUGAAGGCGGCCAUCUACACGCCCAAGGUGGAGGAGAACAACCGGGUGGCGGACACCUGGCGGCUGAAGAACCGCGCCAUGUCCAUCGACAACAUCAACAUCAAUCUGGCCGGUAUGGAACAGCACUACCAGCAGAUCCAGUUCCAGCAGCAACACCUCCAGUUGGGCAACAAGGAGAACCAUGGCGAUCCCAAGGGAGCUGAUCAGGAUCAGGAGCACGGCGGUGGCGGUGGCGGUGGAAGCGGCGUUGGUAACUCUAACUGUGGCGUCAGUGGAGGGCAGGAGCUUAUCGAACCAUCGGAAGGCAGCCAGGGACACGCCGAGGCGGAGGAGGAUAACAUCAUCCCCUGGCGCGCCCAGCUGCGCAAGACCAACAGCCGUCUCAGCCUGAUCUGAUGCAUCCACGUACACAUACCCGAAAAAUUAAAUCCAUUCUUCAAUCGACCCUAA